UUCUUCACCCAUUACAAUUAUUGCAUACACACACUGCCCCAGAGAGAGUAGGUUAACUUGGUGAACAUAGAGAUGAGGAAAUCAUGUGGCUUUUUCUUCUUGCUCCUUCUUCUGGUCUUUGCUUCCCAGGUGGUGGUGCAGACGGAGGGAAGAGUGUGCGAGUCACAGAGCCACGGGUUCAAGGGUGCAUGUACCGGAGACCAUAACUGUGCUCUGGUAUGCAGGAACGAAGGCUUCUCCGGUGGCAACUGCAGAGGCUUCCGCCGCCGAUGCUUCUGUACCAAGAUUUGCUGAGACAAAAUUCAAACAUCAGUGCAUGCAUCUCACUACCAAAUAAAUCACAUGCAUGUACUCUUUCUCUGUUAUCCAUUUGGAAAUGGGAUAUAGCUGCCACAAUUUCCAGUAUUUUCUACUUAGACACCAUUUGCUUGUGUUUGUUCAGCCUUUAUAUUUAUAAUUAAUAAUAAAUGCUUCUUAGUUACCUCCUUGUUACA
Messenger RNA from Vigna unguiculata (cowpea), 494 nucleotides. RefSeq names its product defensin-like protein 1. NCBI's taxonomy places the organism in Eukaryota, Viridiplantae, Streptophyta, Magnoliopsida, Fabales, Fabaceae. Gene Ontology annotation, biological process: defense response. The record is from RefSeq and is a predicted model, not a curated record.